Molecule: messenger RNA, 873 nt
Organism: Nipponia nippon (crested ibis)
Lineage: Eukaryota; Metazoa; Chordata; Aves; Pelecaniformes; Threskiornithidae
Gene: PDE6H
Product: phosphodiesterase 6H
Biological process (GO): positive regulation of epidermal growth factor receptor signaling pathway; positive regulation of G protein-coupled receptor signaling pathway; visual perception
Cellular component (GO): photoreceptor outer segment membrane
Molecular function (GO): cGMP binding; 3',5'-cyclic-nucleotide phosphodiesterase activity
Source: RefSeq, a predicted model, not a curated record
UUUCUACACAGGCUGGAGGACGGGAGUUGAAUGAUUGGCAAGAGGAGCCCUUGGCACUACAGAGGGAUCUGAAAGACGUGUGCGCCUGCCACACACAGAAGCCCAGCAAUGAGUGAGAACCCAACCACCAACCUCAGCACUGGAGAUGCUCCAACUGGUCCCACUACACCACGCAAGGGGCCUCCCAAGUUCAAGCAGAGACAGACAAGGCAGUUCAAGAGCAAGCCUCCUAAAAAAGGAGUAAAAGGAUUUGGAGAUGACAUCCCAGGCAUGGAGGGACUGGGCACAGAUAUCACAGUGAUUUGCCCAUGGGAAGCUUUCAGCCAUCUGGAACUGCAUGAGCUGGCCCAGUUUGGGAUCAUCUAAGGUGCCAGCAUCUCUACUGGUGUCAGCUGGUGACUCCGCCGAUCCCAGCAUGGUCUUCAUCACCUUUGACAUUUAUUUUUGGCCCUUACAUCCACCUGCUCAUGGGCAGGGUGGUUUUGUAAGAGCUAUUUAUGAGAAAGUCCUUUGCAGAUUAAUUUGGCAAAGAAGUUAUUCAGGACCCUGAACAGACCUCAUGCUCAAUGUGAUGAAACUACUGAAAAAUGUCUUAAUGCCUCCCUGCACCAUAUCCUGUCUUCUCCCACUGUCAUAGAUCUUCAUGUGUAUGGAGAUAAGGGAAGGCUGUAUUUGAACUCUUCCCCUGGUUAACGUUUCCCCUGGUUAGCUGAGAUACUGUGUGCAUGGCUGUGCAUGUAUGUCCAGACCUACUUAUAUCAAGCCCAUUCUUUUCUCUUCCUUCCCUCCCUGACAGUUUUCUAUAUAGGAUUUCCGUGGGUAUGUCCCCAUGUUAUCUGGGCCACCAAUUAGUUGCUGAGAGUAUGUCUGUAG